CCUGCCUCAACUGCCUUGCCUCACAGUGCCCAUGUCUAGGCUGUCUCCCUUAUGCAAACGUGAAUUAACUUCUCAGUAAUGGGGAUCGCUGUGAACCGGGGCGCUCGCAUUUCCACCUAAGCGGAGAGAGACAGACAGCACGGACGAAUAACAGACUCGACGUCGAUGAAGUGUGUCAUUUAAUAACUGGAGCACCGCGUCCGUUUAUCAUACUCGUGCUUAUAAGCGUGUUUUACUCUCAAAAAAGAGCCCCACUCGGCAAGUUAUCGCUAAUAAGACCAGGAUAACAAGUCUCUUAAACCUCUCUACAGACCGACAAAUAGCAAAGUUGAUGACCCAGAAGGAUCUCUUUCUCUUGGCCACUUCGUCACUGUCUUUGAAGACGGAUUAUCCAAACCAUUCAACAAGGAGUCAUCCUCCAGGCCUCUCGUCUCUCCCUGGCUGGGGAGUCUUCUAGAAGGGGGCCCCUCCUGACCACCAUGAAAGGGUUAGGAGCCAACCGCAAUCGCUCCGACUCCUGCGACCCCACCCAGGGCCCCCCGGAGCCCCUGUACCCCCACCAGGCCUCCACACUGCCUCGGAGCCCCUACCUUCUCAGCCCCACCAGCAUGGACCACUACGGCACCAUGGACCCGCACCACUACAACCCCUCUGUGGACCACCACUACAAUCAGGGCUCCCUUCCCCCGGACUAUUCUCUCCCCCUCAACAACCAGCUGUCCAACAGCAGCACCUUCCCCCGCAUCCAUUACAACGCCCACUAUGACCCGUCCGACUUCUCCCCGCCACAGGGGGACAGCAUCGGGGGCAUUAGCACGGGAACCCUGGGCACCUCCAUGUCCAUGGGCAUGGGAAUGGGCAUAGGGAUGCAUGGCUCGAGUGGCAUGGGGGGCCUGCAGAGCAGUCGGGGGCCCAUGAUCACCAGCGGCUCUGCCACCAUCUCCGGCGGGGCCAAGAUGAACCGGCAGCUGGCGCCCAACUUGCUGGACCAGUUGGACAAGCAGCUGCCUGGGGGGCCCAGAGAUGGCUUCAGCACACUGCAGUUCCACCGGAGCACAUCGGCCGCCCUCUCCGCCGCCUCCAAGCAGCGCACCGACAGCCCCGGGCGCAUCCGUAACCUGGUGUGCUCUGUCCAGAAGCUCUUCGCCAAGUCACAGUCCAUGGAUGGCCACAACCUCAAGGGUGUUAAUGGGCGUUCGGGGGCAGGAAGUGGCAGCGGUGGGACCUCAUCCGGGACAGAGGACGGUGGGAAGCGGGAACAGCGAGCAAAGAGCAAAGACCGGGGCGGGUCCAAGUCAGACGGGGGCGGGACGGGCAAGCGGCGGCCGCGCUCCAACAUGUCGGGCUAUUGGAGCUCGGACGACCUGGACAGUGCUGACCUCAGCAACUACCGCAACCCCAUAGCCAUGACACUGGGACGACCCACAGCGCAUGCCACCCAGCACGCCACCCACGGUACUGCCUACGAUUCCCAGCAGGGGGCACUACAGCAGCAGCAGGGGCACCAGAGCCGCUACGUGGUCCACAGUGGAUACAACACCAUCAGCUCAUCCAAGAGCCACAACGAGGUCAUAAAGUAUCAACAGGCACUGCCAGGACCUGGGGGCGGAGGUGGGGGCGGAGGAGGAGGUGGGAUCAGCAUGGGGGUGAACAGUAAUGACUUUAUGAAGGGGGGUUCGUGGUCGACACUGACCCUGGGUCAGCCCAGACAGGUGCUGCAGAAGGGCCACUCGGCCACCCUGGACCGGUCCAUGCUCAAGUCCAAGUCGUGCCAGCAGGAGCUGGCCUGCAACUACCUGCAAGUGGGCCGACAGGGGGACUGGAGUAACACGCUGGGUCGCAGCGGUGGAGUAGCCGGAGCCAACGAGAUCCCAUGCAGGCGCAUGCGGAGUGGCAGCUAUGUGAAGGCCAUGGGUGACCUGGAGGACAGCGACGACUCAGACGUCAGCAUCAAGCCCUCGCCCAAAAUGGCCGCCCGCCGCCAGAGCUACCUCAGGGCCACCCAGCAGUCUCUGAGCGACCAGCUACCGUCACGCAAGAGCAGCAGAGCCCUGGAUUACGCCAUGCUGCAGGGGGAGCUGGAGGCACUGUGGUCUCCUCUGCACAGUGUGUCCUCUCUGCACCAACUGGGCAGCUGUCUUCCCUCUCUGAGAGAGCUGUCCACCAACCGUAGCCUGGACAACCUGGACUGUCUGGGGGGUCCGGUGGGGGGCUCCCUGUUCCCCCGCUGGGAUGAUGAGGACUUCAGCCAGGGUGGCGGAUGCAGCACCCUGGGGAGGAGCAGCUGCAUUAGCCAGCUACGAGACUUGGAGAUGUUGAGCCAACGCUACGAGGAUAGCUGCGCCGAGUCGUCGUUCCGAGAUUCCCACACACUCUCGCGCUCCCAUUCCCAGGCAGUGGAGCCUCCCGAUCUACCCAUGCCCACGUGCUUCCGAUCUCGUAGCCAUAGCUACCUGCGGGCCAUCCAGGCCGGAUGCUCGCAGGAUGACGACACUGCUUCUGUGGACUCGGAUUCGCCGCCGCCAACCGCCACUACUGUUCGUACCUACAGCACCAGCACUGUCUCCACAUGCAUCACCACCUGUAAGAAGCCGGCGCCCCCGCCCGUGCCGCCCCGCACCACCUCCAAGCCCUACAUCUCGGUGACGGUGCAGAGCAGCACAGAGUCGGCCCAGGACACCUACCUGGACCACCAGUCUGAGCGCGACCGUCGCAGCGAGACGAUCACCAGCCAGUCUAGCCAGGCACACAGCAAUUCCUCCGACAGCCUCGACAGCACGCGCGCCAACAGCCUGGCUCGGGGUGUCCCUCGGCCUAUCCCCAUGCCCGUCGCCAUCCACCGGGAACCCCUCGCCACCACCGUCCACCACGCCACCACCGGGACUGACACCAAUGACUCCCAGCAUGAACCCCUGAGGACAGGCGGUAGCAGAGGGAGCCUGGCAGCAGAGGAGCCACGAGCGGACAUCGUGCCCCGGAGAAAGCUCUCCUCCAUAGGGAUACAGGUUGACUGCAUUCAGGAGGAAGUCCAGCGAGAGGAGACACCGCCACCGCCAUUGGCCAGAUUCCAGUCAAUCGGAAUCCAGGCGGACGACGGCUGGCACAGUUGCUCCAGUAGCAUGGCCUCCAAGCAGGAGACAGACUCUGACACACAGGACCUUCCCAUCAACUCGCACGCCAACUCCCACGCCAAGCCCGCCGCCGAGAAGAAGAGCAUGGUCAACAGUGCCUGCCAAUCCAUGGCCUCGCCCCCGUGCAGCGGCCAGGUCAGCAAGGGCAACGGAUCAAAUCCCACCGUUGACACCAGUACGUCGCCACCUCCGCUUCGGCAGAUCCUCAACCGCUCCACCACACGGUCCGACUCCUCCGACUCCUUCUCCGAGAGCAUGGACCCGGCCCUGGACCCCUCAUCCCUGCCCCCUCCGGACCCCUGGCUGGAGAGCGGGAACGGAAAUAGCGGUAGCGGGAACCCUAACGCGGUGCCCCCUCCAGGCCCUGCCUGCCGGCGGGACGGCCACUGGUUCCUCAAGCUGCUGCAGGCGGAGACGGGCCGCAUGGAGGGCUGGUGCCAGCAGAUGGAGCAAGAGACCAAAGACAACCAGCUCUCAGAGGAGGUGUUGGGGAAGGUCCGCAGUGCAGUGGGCAGUGCUCAGCUCCUCAUGACCAAGAAAUUUGAGCAGUUCAGAGGGCUGUGUGAACAAAACUUGAAUGUGAACGCCAACCCGCGGCCCACAGCCCAGGACCUGGCGGGCUUCUGGGACCUGCUGCAGCUCUCCAUCGAGGACAUCAGCCUCAAAUUUGACGAGCUCUACCAACUCAAGUCCAGCGACUGGCAGUCCCCUGCCGUGGCCCACUCGCCCCCCGAGCGGAAGGAGGACAAGAAAGAGGCCCCUCCUCCAGUGCCAAAGAAGCCCGGUAAGGGGAGGCCGGUGCUGGGCCGGGAGAAGAGCGCCGACUCCGCCUCGUCCACCUCUUCGGCGGAGAAGCAGCGGACGGAGGCCCGCAAGCGCCUACUGGCUGCCAAGAGGGCCGCCUCGGUCCGGCAGAACUCGGCCACGGAGAGUGCCGACAGCAUCGAGAUCUAUGUCCCUGAGGCCCAGACUCGCCUCUAAGAGAGAGAGAGAGAGAGAGAGAAACUGGGAUGGAGAAAGGGAUGAUGGCAGAGGGAGAGAGGGAGGGUUGGGGUCUUUUCACCACACGCAGGGUCGUCUGGUCUUGGUGGCCGCCAGUCUACAGUAGAUGGAGUGAGAAACAAAGAGAGAGAGAGAACUUUUGGGCUGUAGACUAUAUGGGGAAUGCUUGUCUCCUCUCUCGAGGCUGCAAUGGAAAAACCUAAACCACAGCCUUUGUUACUAUUUUUAGAACUUUUUUGGGGGUUAUUUUAUUAGGAUCCCCAUUAGCUCUUGCGAAAGCAGCAGCUACUCUUCCUGGGGUCCACACAAAACACGAAACAUGACAUAAUGCAGCACACAUUUAAAACGCCGCAGAUAGCCUACAUACCAGUACAUACACACAAAAGUAUUUCGCAAAUGAUGACAUUUUUUUUGUUGAUGGUAUUAUUAUUAUUAUCUCAUUAAGAAACUAUAUCAAAACUAUUUUAGAUGUACCUGUAUCUUGGCUAUAAGAGAUCUAAUAUGCCGACAAGAGUAAGCGUUUGUGCUUUCCAAUGCCCCUCCCUCUCCCUUGCCUUGGCCCACCCAUAGUUUGCACAACAACACCAUGCGGACAAACGUACACACACUUAUUCGGAGGAGCACACACACACACACCCGCAUCAGACCCACAGCUAUCUUAUGUCUUCCUGGUGCUUUUUUGUUUUCAUUGUGUUUAUCUGUUUUGUAUGAGCCCUUGCCUGCAGCUCUAGAUUCGUGAGCAGUUUCGGAGAGCAGGGCACUGAAAACUGAAUUAGGAAAUAGAGGAUUGGGGUAUUUCAUGUCAAAUACCACAACUUUAUAUAAGUGAGAUCUAUUGAAAACAUAAUGUAUGUUUUUGUCCAACCUUUUUAAAUAUAUAUCGGUACUUUAUAACCGACUCGAACUACACUCACACGUCGAUAUUUACUGGAAUAACGUUUGAAGAUCCUACUUUUCCAUUGAGAUAUUGUUUUCUGACAUUUUUGGUCUGAGGAUGUGUUCAUCAGCCAAUGUCCACAAUCCCAUGACAAUGGCCACACUUUGCACUCGCAUGUGUCUCCAUUGGUCUGUGAAUUUACUAAUCGGUCCUUUUUAUAAGGCACCACACAGGGGGAAAAAAACAGACUGGAACCUGGUGGAAAAUCUCGUUUAAUUUUCCAUUGCAAAAUGUUUCGCUACGUUGUUGCCUAAUGAAUACAACCAUGGUGUAGGUAUAUCAGAUCAAUUGAAUAGAAUUCAGGUUUUGUGGAAAACGUAGACAGGACCACAAUUGAGAACUGUCUCACUGGGCGAAAAGUGAUUUUUAAGUUUUUAUUGUUUCCUUGUUAUUUCAGGAUGCUUUUAAACAACGUUAUCAUGCUGCAUCAUUGUGGCUAUUUCAUUGAACAUUUCAAAGGUCUGUGGGUUUUAUAAAGUAGGUACUUCUAGCAACUCAAAGCUUGUUGCGGCAGCAAUAUAAUUCAAAAUGGUUUCUCUCCCAAACUUCUGCCUCAACUUCCCUCUCUACAAUUCACCUUUUGGUGUUUUGGCAUCACUGUUUUUAAUAUUGUAAAUGAGUUUGCACAGAUGCUGGUGUGUUUCACAUAUGGGACCACUACUCGGUAUGCAUGGGAAAGUUGUGGUUAGUUCCACCUCAAAUUCCAGUCACGUCAACCAUUAAUUCCAUUUCAAAUCUCUAUUGGAUAGCAAAUGAAACUAAGGCCAAUUCGGACUUGAGGUUAAGCAUCAAAUAACUUUGACUAAUUGCCUGCUAAAUGACAGUGGUUCUAUUGGACUCUUCUCCACACUGCACAUACCCAUGUAAAUGGUCUGUGAUUCACUGCACUGCAUAUUCAGUGCUACUGUAUGGCUUUUCCCACGUCACAGUUCCUGACCAGGCGGCCUAUUCAAAAGAGCUGGAGAAAGGAAAGGACACAACUCGAGGAAGGAUUAGGAGGCUAGGAGAGGAAACUGCUUUAGACUAUUUCAGUAGCACUGUGUGAAACCAUUUUGGAAGCUCUCUUACA
Oncorhynchus keta (chum salmon) is the source of this 6139-nucleotide messenger RNA. Its product is annotated as disks large-associated protein 4-like. Gene Ontology annotation, biological process: signaling. Gene Ontology annotation, cellular component: glutamatergic synapse; postsynaptic specialization. Gene Ontology annotation, molecular function: molecular adaptor activity. The record is from RefSeq and is a predicted model, not a curated record. The transcript is spliced from 13 exons. Lineage: Eukaryota; Metazoa; Chordata; Actinopteri; Salmoniformes; Salmonidae. The coding region runs from base 480 to 4112 and encodes 1210 amino acids.